CCCUCGACGGGCUCGGGCAAGAUGGGCUGGCGGCGGCCCCUCGCCUGGCGGCCCCUCGCCUGCCUCCCGCUCGGCCUCCUCCUCCUCCUCUCCUGCGCCCUCGGCAACAAAGCCAACAAGCACAAGCCCUGGAUAGAGGCUGAGUACCAGGGCAUCGUCAUGGAGAACGACAAUACUGUCCUGCUGAAUCCGCCGCUCUUCGCUCUGGACAAGGAUGCUCCAGUGCGCUAUGCAGGAGAGAUCUGUGGAUUCCGGAUCCAUGGGGCAGGAGUGCCCUUUGAAGCAGUGAUCUUGGACAAAGCCACAGGUGAAGGAUUGAUUCGGGCGAAAGAGCCAGUGGACUGUGAAGCCCACAAGGAGCACACAUUCACCAUCCAAGCCUAUGACUGUGGAGAAGGACCAGACGGUACCAACACCAAAAAAUCCCACAAGGCCACCGUGCAUGUGCGAGUGAAUGAUGUCAACGAGUUUGCUCCAGUUUUUGUGGAGAAACUUUACCAUGUGGCAGUCACAGAAGGGAAACUGUAUGACCGCAUCCUGCGUGUGGAAGCCAUCGACGGUGAUUGCUCCCCUCAGUACAGCCAGAUCUGCUACUAUGAGAUCCUGACUCCCAAUGUUCCCUUCCUGAUCGACAAUGAUGGGAACAUUGAGAACACUGAGAAACUGCAGGUUAGCGGGGAACGCCUCUAUAAGUUCACGGUGACGGCCUAUGACUGUGGUAAGAAGCGGGCCUUUGAUGAUGCUGAGGUGGAGAUUCAGGUGAAACCCACCUGUAAACCCAGCUGGCAAGGUUGGAAUAAGAGGAUCGAAUAUAUUCCCGGCACAGGAAGCCUCGCACUUUUCCCCAGCAUCCACCUGGAGACCUGUGAUGAGCCUCUGUGGAACAUCCAGGCCAGUGUGGAGCUGCAGACGAACCACGUGGCCAAAGGUUGUGAUCGCGACAACUACUCCGAGAAGUCCCUGCGCAAACUCUGUGGUGCCGCUACAGGUGAGGUAGACCUGCUACCUGUCCCUAGUCCUACGGCCAACUGGACAGCACGGCUGUCGGUCCACUACAGCCAGGACAGCAGUCUCAUCUACUGGUUCAAUGGCAGUCAAGCCACCCAGGUGCCGAUGGGAGGUGGAACCAGUGCUCUUGAAGGGCUGAGUGACCAUUUCACCCUGUCCCUGUGGAUGAAGCACAGCGUGACACCAAACAAAGGCAAGCGGGAGGAGGAGACAGUGAUCUGCAGCACCAUGCAGAGCGACGAUGGAUAUUCUCAUUAUUCCUUGGCUGUGCACGGCUGUCGCAUCGCCUUCCUCUACUGGCCUCUUCUGGACAGUGCAAGACCUGUUAAGUUCCUGUGGAAACUGGAACAGGUCUGUGAUGACGAAUGGCACCAUUAUGCCCUCAACCUGGAGUUCCCCACCGUGACACUUUAUGUGGACGGCGUCUCGUAUGACCCUGCUCUCAUCCACGACAAUGGCCUCAUCCACCCUCCAAGGCGGGAAUCUUCUCUCAUGAUCGGUGCCUGCUGGGCUGAGGAGAAGAACAAAGAAAAAAUGAAAGGAAAUGAAAAUGCCACAGAUUUGGGGCAAGGAGACCCUCUACCGAUUCACCACUACUUCCACGGUUACCUGGCUGGCUUCACGGCACGCCCCGGCAGCCUGGAGAGCCGGGAGGUGAUUGAGUGCCUCUACGCCUGUCGCGAGGGGCUAGACUACAGUGACUUUGACAGCCUGGGCAAAGGGAUGAAGGUUCAUGUCAACCCUUCCCAGUCUCUUCUCACUUUGGAAGGGGAUGACGUUGAAACCUUCAACCAUGCCAUCCAGCAUGUGGCCUACAUGAACUCACUGCGCUUUGCUACUCCGGGGGUCCGGCCCCUCAAGCUUACCACUACAGUCAAGUGCUUCAGUGAGGAAUCCUGCGUCUCCAUUCCAGAUGUGGAGGGUUACGUGGUGGUGCUCCAGCCUGAUGCUCCUCAGAUCUUGCUGAGUGGCAAUUCCCACUUUGCCCGGCCUGCCUCUGACUUUGAAGGACCAGAGGGGGUCCCUCUCUUUCCUGACCUCCAGAUCUCUUGCUCCAUCACGCACCAGGUGGAGGCCAAGAAGGAUGAGAGCUGGCAUGGCACAGUGGCAGACACACGGAUGUCCGACGAGAUUGUUCACAAUCUAGAUGGUUGUGAGAUCUCGCUGGUUGGAGAAGACCUGGACCUGGAGAGGGAGUACCUGCUCAUGGAUGAAGCCUCACUGCAGCAGCGAGGCCUGGAGCUCAUCAACACCUCUGCCUACCUCACAGUCACAGGUGUGGAGAGCAUUGCUGUAUAUGAAGAGAUCCUGCGGCAGGUGACAUAUUGCACCCGCCGUGGUGCCGCCCUUUAUGAAAGGAAAUUUCGCCUUUCUUGCACUGAGAUGAAUGGCCGUUACUCCAGCAAUGAGUUCACCGUUGAGGUGAACGUCCUCCAUAACGUGAACCGAGCUGCCCACCCCAACCACAUCAUGAGUUCCCAGCAGUUCAUGCAUCGUGGCCACCAUCUACCACCAGAACUCUCUGGCCACAGUCUGGCAAAUGUCCACCGCAACUCAAUGGUUCCCAGUGCUGCUACCAUCAUCAUCGUGGUGUGCGUAGGCUUCCUGGCUCUGAUGGUGAUCCUGGGUGUCUUGCGCAUCCAUUCCUUGCACAGGCGAGGGGACGGGCAUGAAUGCACGGGCGAGUCCGCAGGGAGCCAAGACGGCACCAGGGCCAGUGAAAGUGAGAUGUUCUGGGAUGACUCUGCUCUCACCAUCAUUGUGAACCCCAUGGAGUCAUACCAGAACUGCCAGGAGCAAGCGGCUGAGUCUCAAGUCAGAGGGGCUGCAGAAGAGGAGGAGGACAGCAGUGACUUUGAAUCCCCCGACUCUCCGAGCAGCGACGCCCCUGGCGGCCAGCGCAUCAGGAGCCAGCGGGAUGCCCCCUGCCGCUACUAGAGGCAUGCAGGCGUGGACGGGUGGCGGGAGAAGAGGGAGGGAGGGCCAGCUUAGGUUUAAUACUGGAGGGGGGGAGGGGCUUGCUCCCACACCUUUUCUCUCUCUUUUUAUUUUCCUACUUCAAUGCCCUGCUUCUUUCCUGCUUUUUCCAGACCUCUCUUUUCGUAGUUGUGAAGACCAGCUUAAGGAGGCUUGGUGCCUCAAGUGGGCACCUUGAAUGGCACCUAAUCCUCCCACUGAUUCCUCAGGGGCAGACCCCCCCCCCCCCCGCCGGGA
This is a messenger RNA of Eublepharis macularius, 3222 nucleotides long. It is a transcript of the gene CLSTN3, whose product is annotated as calsyntenin 3. The coding region runs from base 22 to 2946 and encodes 974 amino acids. NCBI's taxonomy places the organism in Eukaryota, Metazoa, Chordata, Lepidosauria, Squamata, Eublepharidae. Gene Ontology annotation, molecular function: X11-like protein binding; amyloid-beta binding; kinesin binding. The transcript has 18 exons. Gene Ontology annotation, cellular component: postsynaptic membrane; cell surface. The record is from RefSeq and is a predicted model, not a curated record. Gene Ontology annotation, biological process: positive regulation of synaptic transmission; homophilic cell-cell adhesion; positive regulation of synapse assembly.